Molecule: messenger RNA, 1162 nt
Organism: Myxocyprinus asiaticus (Chinese sucker)
Lineage: Eukaryota; Metazoa; Chordata; Actinopteri; Cypriniformes; Catostomidae
Gene: nsa2
Product: NSA2 ribosome biogenesis homolog (S. cerevisiae)
Exons: 6
Coding region: 154-936 (260 amino acids)
Biological process (GO): maturation of LSU-rRNA; maturation of 5.8S rRNA
Cellular component (GO): preribosome, large subunit precursor; nucleolus
Source: RefSeq, a predicted model, not a curated record
GUCGCGCGUCCUCUGUAGAACAGGCUCUGAGGGAACAACACCGCGAGCUCGAGCCUCCAAGUAAAAACAUCAAAAUAUCAGAAAUAAUCAUUAAACAGCGAAUUAAACAACAACUUACAGAGUUGUGAAGAUAACAACACAACAUAUAUCAUCAUGCCGCAGAACGAGCACAUUGAGUUACACCGUAAGCGUCAUGGAUACCGUCUGGACCACCACGAGAAGAAGAGGAAGAAGGAGAGCCGAGAGGCGCACGAACGCUCGCACAAAGCCAAAAAGAUGAUCGGCCUCAAAGCCAAACUUUAUCACAAACAGAGACAUGCCGAGAAAAUCCAGAUGAAGAAGACCAUUAAGAUGCAUGAACAGAGGAAGAGCAAACAGAAAGAUGAUGACAAGACACCAGAAGGGGCGGUGCCAGCAUACCUGCUGGACAGAGAGGGCCAAUCACGCGCUAAAGUUCUCUCUAACAUGAUCAAACAGAAGAGGAAGGAAAAGGCUGGUAAGUGGGAGGUGCCUCUUCCAAAGGUCCGAGCCCAGGGUGAGACAGAAGUUCUGAAAGUCAUCCGAACUGGAAAGAGACAGAAAAAAGCCUGGAAGAGAAUGGUGACCAAAGUCUGUUUUGUAGGAGACGGUUUCACACGCAAACCGCCCAAAUAUGAACGCUUCAUCAGACCUAUGGGUUUGAGGUUUAAAAAAGCACACGUCACUCAUCCUGAACUGAAGGCCACGUUCUGUUUGCCCAUCUUGGGGGUGAAGAAGAACCCCUCAUCCUCUUUAUACACCACUCUGGGGGUCAUCACCAAGGGAACAGUCAUUGAGGUCAAUGUCAGCGAGCUUGGAUUGGUCACGCAAGGCGGAAAGGUCAUCUGGGGUAAAUACGCCCAGGUGACGAAUAACCCAGAAAAUGAUGGUUGCAUUAACGCUGUGUUGCUGGUAUAAUGGAAAUCUGAAACGUUUAACACUGAACUGUGCCUCAGAGUACUGCCAGGACCGGCUCUUCCGUGGAAUUCUGUUUUCAGUCUCUUGGGAACUGAAAAAUUCCUUUAAAGAACAUGAUUGGGAGACAGCUGAUAAUAAGUUCACAUCUGGACCCACCACUCGCAAGAACACGUGGAUCAGAAAUAAAGUGCUGUUUAAUUUCAAAUAAAAUCGAGUUUUCCUUGUU